AUGGCGGGAAAGAAAAGGGAGAAGAAGGAGAUUCCAGCUCGGUCUGAACUCGUCGAUUGUACCCACGCUGUGGCAGGACAUGCCGGAACAAUGUGCGAUGCCGACGGCGAGCUCUUCAUCAAGCCCUGCACGCAACUCGAGGUUGAAUUUUACCAAUCUGCCAAUGCCCGCUACCCCGAAUUUGCAGAGCUCAUGCCCCUUUUCUUCGGCACUCUGAGCCUCAGCGACCCUGCUGAGCUUAGUUCUGCCGACGACGGCAUUCCAGGUCUUGUGGCUGACCCCGACGUCCAAGCCAAGGUUAUCGAGGCUGUCCAAGCCCAGGCACAGAUUCCCGUGGCAGACCCAGCACCCGCAAUCAACGACGGCAUUACGUGGAUACCAAACAAGACGCAAAAGAUCAAGACCGACCAGGCUGUAGUGCUCGAGAACGCCUCGAGCGGCUUCACGCACGCCAACAUUCUCGACGCGAAGCUCGGCCGCCGGCUUUGGGCCGAUGAUGCGCCACAGCAGAAGAAGACAAGAUUUGACAAGAUUGCUUCCGAGACGACGCAUGGUUCCUUGGGAUUUCGCAUCGCGGGAAUGCGUGCCUAUCGCGGCUCGCCCGACAAGGCUGAACUCAACGAAGAGGACUACAAAAUCUACGACAAGGACUUCGGCCGCGACAGCGUCAACACUGACAAUGUCGUCGACGCGUUCCGUAAAUUCGUGUUCAACCCAGACGCUGGCAUAGACGAGGAACUCGGCAAGGCUGUCUGUCACGCCUUUGUUCGCGAGCUGCACAAUGUUGAGGAGGUGCUGUCGGUACACGAGAGCAGGAUGUACUCCUCUAGUCUUCUCUUUGUCUUCGAAGGCGAUGGCGACAAGCUGCGCGAAGCCAUCGAGGCCAACAAUUCCGCUGUCGACCACGUCGAGAACCGCACGGGCCGGAAGGACGAUAAUUUCGGUAGAACCACCUUCCGCGUAGAUAGCGGGAUCGAGCUGAUGGUUGAAGAUAUUGUGCAAGGCGACGAAAAUGACGACAGUGACGACGAGGAUGACGGCCCCUCUCUGCCGAAGAUCUUCGAGCUCAAACUCAUCGACUUUGCCCACGCGCAGUGGACCCCUGGCUUGGGUCCUGACGAGAAUGCGCUGGUGGGCGUGCGGAGCCUCAUCAAGAUCUUCGAAGAGCUGGCGGCAUGA
Verticillium dahliae VdLs.17 is the source of this 1179-nucleotide messenger RNA. RefSeq names its product inositol polyphosphate multikinase. Gene Ontology annotation, biological process: inositol phosphate biosynthetic process; phosphatidylinositol phosphate biosynthetic process. Gene Ontology annotation, cellular component: nucleus; cytoplasm. NCBI's taxonomy places the organism in Eukaryota, Fungi, Ascomycota, Sordariomycetes, Glomerellales, Plectosphaerellaceae. Gene Ontology annotation, molecular function: inositol hexakisphosphate kinase activity; inositol-1,4,5,6-tetrakisphosphate 3-kinase activity. The transcript has 2 exons. The coding region runs from base 1 to 1179 and encodes 392 amino acids. The record is from RefSeq and is a predicted model, not a curated record.